Molecule: messenger RNA, 3950 nt
Organism: Pseudopipra pipra
Lineage: Eukaryota; Metazoa; Chordata; Aves; Passeriformes; Pipridae
Gene: F2RL3
Product: F2R like thrombin or trypsin receptor 3
Exons: 2
Coding region: 1709-2956 (415 amino acids)
Biological process (GO): blood coagulation; thrombin-activated receptor signaling pathway; positive regulation of Rho protein signal transduction
Cellular component (GO): plasma membrane
Molecular function (GO): thrombin-activated receptor activity
Source: RefSeq, a predicted model, not a curated record
GCAAGCUGUUCUGCAUCUAAGGCAGUCACUAAAGAUCACACAGCAUCUGAAAAAUGAAGGAUGCAGUGAUGAGUAACCUCUCUGUGCUCCACUCCAGAGACCUGACUAUAGGAAGCAGGGCUGUGAUUUGCACACUAUCUGAACCUGAUUAUGGAUAAUUUUUUGCAUACAGACCAUGGAAAGGAUCCUGGCUGAGGCAUGGAAAAUAUGUGGCCACAUGAGUCAUUCUGUAAUGGUUGUUCAUAAAUCCUGAGAGAAUCACAAAAGCAAAACAUCUAACAUUGUAUCUUCCCUCUCCCGGCCAGUGGAACUCCACCUCUCGACACACUCGGCACAAGGAUGUGGGAAUAUGGUGAAAGCAAAGGAAAUAGGAUCAUUUUCUCCUUGGAAUAGAAGAAUCUCAUCAAACAUCAGCCAGGCUCAGAUUUGCAACCUUUAAAGAAGAGGCCAUUCAUAAGCUGAGGAGAAAGAAACGAGCUGCUCCUCAGGUUGCCAAAUUUACAGUUCCUACUGCUGGGCUUCAGCUCCUUUCCUUCCUCCCUUGCAGAGCCAGGCAAGGACUGAAGAGCAAGAACCUAAAAACCAGCACCCUCUCCAUCCAUGAGACACUGUCCCAUUGGCCCAUCUGCUUGCUGACCACACUGGGCUCCAACAAAGGAGAUGAGAGAGGAUUUGGGAGCUUCCCAGUGCUGCUGUGCAGGGCAGAGCACAGAAGGGACUUGCUCAAGGGGUUAGAGAAAGGGGACCGGGCAGCAAAGGAUCUUAAAGGCUCAGGUAACAUCUGCCAGUGCCUCUUCCAGCAUUAUCUGAGUUGUCCUCUGGGUACAACCAGCAGGUCUGUGGCAGCUCCAUAUGCUGCUCCGAGCUCCAAACCCAGGGAGAGAGCUCAGUACUCCAGGGUGGAACUACACAGCUUUGGGAAACAUGCUUUUCUGGGGCAAGAGUGACUGGAACUCACCAUUAUCUACCCAACUGCAGGGAUUUCCUGAGCCCUUCUCAGGCCCCUUUCCUGCUGGAUGGAGCUGCUCUCCCUGUUCAGGUUUAUCAGAGGAAGCACAAGUGUCCUCCCUCACUUUGCCACUUGCCUUUGGUAUGGCAUGGUGCUCCUGCUGGUUCUUUCAAGUACAAAUAGCUCCAACCCAGAAGACUUUUAAUCACCCUCUGCAGUAAAAUUGAGAAGGUGCAGGAGCUCCAUCCCCUGUUUAGUCAGGGAGCAGGAGCAGAAAUAAAGGAGCAGACCUCUGAAGGGCCAAGCCUGGUCUGGAGGCUGCAAGGCUGACACUAAAAACCUUCAACUGCCAGACCACGAGUCUGCAAGACCCCCAUAUAAUCCCUGGGAGCUGGGGAGGUCUGUCUGAUCCUCAGCUCUAUUUUCCUGUUUGUGAGACUAGAGAACACUGUGAACUAGCACGUGGGAAAAGAUCUGGAUCUCCCCCAGAGCCACUUGGGUCUCUGUGGGGGAAGGAUGCUUUCCAAGAAUAUCCCGGAGCAGGAAGGAGACCCAAAUGAGUCACUCAAGGCAUCAUCGAGCUCUGAUGAUGAAGUACAGCCCUGGUACAGUUCGGAUCUAGAUUCUUAUGCCCCUCCCAGUGCCCCUCUGACACUGGGCUUGUGUCUGCUUGGGCAGCGCAGGCUCUGACAGCCCCCAAAACCUCAUCAUUCUGGGAUCUGCCUCUUGCUUCCGUGAGUUAAGGACUAACCAAAGGAAAUGCGUAAGCAGGGUCGCUGGUGCUGCAAUUCCCAUAGAGCUCUGACACUGCAGUGGGGCACUGGAUCCUGCACCAGGAUGGGGAACCUUGGGAAUGGGUGGAUGUCUCACAGGCUCCUACUGUGCUGUGCCUUCUGGGGACUCCGUGUGGCCUCUCAGGACUACGAUGAUUACUCUCAGAAUAGCACCAACGACCAGGACAAGACGCUAGAGACCACCCCAUGUCCCCGAGCCAUCCCUGGGGACAAGGCCACCGUGAACAACAUCACAUACCUGCUGAUCCCCGAGGCCACACGUUCCCAGCUGGGCAGUGCCCUCACUGUACGCCUCAUCCCUGCCCUCUACACCCUCGUGUUCCUGGUGGGGCUCCCCUCCAACGGGCUAGCCCUGUGCGUCCUGGCCACCAGGGCAGAGAGGCUCACCUCCACCGUGUUCCUGAUGAACCUGGCUGCUGCAGACCUGCUGCUCAUGUUGGUGCUGCCCUUCAAGAUUUCCUACUAUUUCCUGGGGAAUGACUGGCCCUUCGGGGAAGGGCUGUGCCGGCUCACCACGGCUCUGUUCUACGGGAACAUGUACUGCUCGGUGCUGCUGCUCACCUGCAUCAGCGUGGACCGCUACCUGGCUGUGGUCCAUCCCUUCUCUUCCCGUGCCUUCCGCACCCCUGCCUUCGCCGCCUGGACCUGUGUCACUGUCUGGUUCUGCUCGGCUGUGCUCACCCUGCCCCUGGCCUUGCAGCAGCAGUCCUACCCCCUGCUCGGGGCAGACCUCACCCUCUGUCACGACGUCCUGCCCAGGCAUGAGGAUGACGGGUAUUAUUUCUACUACUUCGUGUGCCUGAUCGCCUGCGCCUUCCUGCUGCCGCUGCUGGUGGUGCUGUUCAGCUACUGCUCCGUGCUGCGCGUCCUCCUGCACGGGGGGAAGCGCUACUCCUACCCCAUGAAGCUCACGGCGCUCGUGGUGUUCACCCUCGUGGCCUUCUACACUCCCAGCAACGUUCUGCUCUUGGGUCACUAUUCCAGCUACUGCUCCAGGCUGUACGGGAAGCUCUACAUCAGCUACAUGGUGAGCCUGGCCAUCAGCACGUGCAAUAGCUGUGCUGACCCCUUUGUCUACUACUAUGUGUCAGAAGACUUCAGGGAUAAGGUCAGGAAAAGGUUCUUCAGGAGCAGCAAGCAAAACAGCACUUCCCUGAAGACCUCCAAGUUCUCCAAGGAAACACUCCCCCGUUCCAAACACUCCCUGGUGUAAAGCCCCCAACCCAGCUCCUGCUCCCAGGGCUCUCCCAACACACAGUGGGGAUAAAGAUGAAGACAACACUGGAAUUCCACAAGUUUCUUCCAGGAGCCAAGUCCUUUUUCCUGUCUGCACAGCAAAGAGUGAAUAAACCUGGUCUGUGGGAUUCUUUGUGGUGUGAGAUGCUUAGUGCUGAACUCAUACAUCAACUACUGGGACACUGCAGCUUCUCACCUGGUCAGGUAUCACCAGGGAUAUUCUUGCUUGAUACACCCGGGGUUGCUUCUUCUGACCCUGCCAGCUGAUUGCUCUCUGCCUUCUAGCUCUGCUCCUGCUCCUUAAACACAUAUUCCCUUCACCUAAAACUGAAAAAGACCAGGCAUUGCAAAACCAAAUUUCUAUAUUUCAAAAGAUUCAAAAGUUUCAAAAGAUACUCUCCUGGACUGAAACAGUCAAGAGAAUGUAGAGCACUGGCUUUUCUAGGAAAGACAUUCUUGGCUUGAUUCAUAAGCAACCCCACAGUAAUGUCAGCUCAUUGUUGGUAACAAGUGCAGAAAUCCCAUUCACUCAUCCCUGUUUUUGCAAAUGACCCUUGACAUCCAUAAUUUCUUUGGGGCAAAGAUUGUAUUAAUGGAUUUUUUAAAAAAAUUAUGUCUCUUGAAGGGCAAUAUUAAAGUAGGAAUUGAGCAAACUCUUGCUCUAGGACUCCAUACUUCUUUUGUGUAAUGUCACCCACAACCAAAAGCUGAAAGACAUGCUCAGGCUUGUUGCUUAUUGGAAUCUGUUGCAAAUUCACCAUAUUUAUCAAACUGCAACAGGCUCAUCUCUCAGACACAACUGGGGCAUAGGCCCAGUAAGAAGCAAGGUAGAAAAUGAACAAUAACCCUCCUUAAAGUCCCUGAAUUUUAUGGUUUUCCUGGUACAGACUUGACAGCGUGAAUAAAAAGAGGCAGACAAGAUUGUCUUAAAAUAAGUUUUUAAUAAAAUAUUUAUCAGAAUCUAAAACAAA